Rotaria sordida is the source of this 279-nucleotide messenger RNA. NCBI's taxonomy places the organism in Eukaryota, Metazoa, Rotifera, Eurotatoria, Philodinida, Philodinidae. The record is from the annotation of a GenBank genome assembly.
AUGCCAACGAUUGAUUUUACUGGAUGUUUAUCAACUUAUUGGUUCGUCUGGUCAAUAAAUGGCUUUGGUUCAAUAUUGGGUCUUACAAUAAAUAUGAUUGUAUCAUUUGUCUUUCUAAAACAUAUUGGUAAUUUAGCGAAGGGCAAACCAUCGGUACCAAAAAAUCGAAAAAAAGAUUUUUCCAUGUAUCGUAAUACUUCACCGACUUUUGACACACCUGUUGAUCCGUGGGCGCCUGAUCCCACUAUGGGAAAUAUAUUUGCUACGUCAAAUGUUUAG